This is a messenger RNA of Paraglomus occultum, 1416 nucleotides long. The record is from the annotation of a GenBank genome assembly. NCBI's taxonomy places the organism in Eukaryota, Fungi, Glomeromycota, Glomeromycetes, Paraglomerales, Paraglomeraceae.
AUGCCUUCGUGGUUAGAGAAGAUGAAAAAGCAGUACUACAUGCUGGUAUCAGAAACGGACCAGACUGCGAGGCCACUCUACUGGAGAAUCGUGGAUGCUUCAGACCGAAGUGUUGUACCGGAUAUCUUACACGAGGAAGAUUUUUUGGAAUUGAACGCGAUGUUUUCAUCCGCCCUCAAUCUUGGCAAUCAAGAAAGUAAUUGGACGGUACUUGAUCCUCCAGCUGAGAGAUGCCUCCAGUCUCUCUCUAACUUGAAUAGCAACCAAUUGUGUGAAGUCGCCAAAAUCGUGAAACCCGAGGGCACCCGCGGAGCUAUAUUAAGGCUUCAAAAGAUAUCUGACAACAUUAAAGAGGAAGCUUUCGAACCUGGGUUGUUCGGUGACGAUAAUGUGGAUGACAACACACCCUGUCCCUGCCCAGUUCAAGAGACAGAUUAUAUGAAUCCGGAUGUACAAUAUAUUUUAGAUUUGCUUCGUUUCACAUUCGAAAUGCUAGAAAAAGGAAUCCCGCAGCGGAAAAAUUCCGAGCGAGACAUUGACGUCUUCAUAAAAACACAUAUAUUCUCGUGUUUCGACGGCGUUCUUGACAGACACUUUGGCGACAUGGUUUCACGAGCUUCACGGCGUCGCCGAGUGGAAGCAGUCGAUGCACCAAAUAAAGCAGAAGGCUUCCAUGUGGACUGGUUAUUCACGAAACAUGACCUCGCAAAAGACGUGCCGUGGGGUCACGAAUUCUCGCUUUGUGAACGUGCUGGUUCGAAAGUUGAAAAUGAUAAGAAAGUCGAUUUACAUACCCUCCGAGUUCAGAAGACCCUUCGAGAUAUGCACAGUGCUCUAUUCGAAGCUAUCGCGACGGCAGGAGGCGGAGCACUUUCAAGAUCAGUCCUACAUGCUUGCACGAAGCUGCUCAUGCCGGGAUUCAUAUCGUCCUGGUUUUUCAUUCGUGUCAUGCUCGUUAUUUACGUCGGGGCUGGAUUCUAUUCGUCAACUAAGCUUGCAGAUUCCCAAUAUGGAUUUAGGAUGAUAAUUAUGGAAUACGUUGAAGGCCGCCCACUUUCAUCAUUGCAACCUCCCGAAAUCAUGAACAUGUCAAGGAAAGAUCGCAAUAAUAUCUACAACGAUGUCUUACAAGCGAUUACCGUACUGCACAAGACAAACACAGUAUUCGGAGAUCUCCGAACCCCGAACAUUUUGCUGGUUGAAACCUCGUCCGGGGUGCCGUCAGAGUCAACAAUUAGUGCAAUACUCGUUGACUUUGAAUGGUGCGGGAUUGAUCAAAAAGGAAGAUACCCUCUGUCCAUGAGCAGAACUGUACCCUGGCCCUCUGGUGCAGAGCCUGGCGCACUCCUCAGAACAGACCAUGAUAACUACUGGCUUGGAUAUUUGAAGCGCCAGCUUAAUGUACAGCCAAGAUGA